CCCAUUCAUUCACUAAAAUGAUCCGAUUUACUGAAAAGAACCGAUUCACGUGGGUAAUUUAGUUGACUAAACUGACAUGUUACAUUCUUUGAGAAAUUAGUCUUAGUUCGUAUAGUCUUACAGUUAUAGACAAUUCAACAGUGUCACGGGUGCUUACUGGAAAUGGCUACCUGGGCUCCAGAUACAUUCGCUUGUCCAGUAUGUUUGGAAACGCUGCAAGAUCCUGCAACCAUUCCCUGUGGUCACACCUACUGUCUCCUCUGUAUCCAGAAGCAUUGGGAUCAGACAGCAGCUAAGGGCUUUUUUGAAUGUCCUCAGUGUCGACAGAAGUUUAACCCAAGACCCGUUCUUGCCAGAAGCAACAUACUUAUGGAGGCAAUGGAGAAACUGAGAUUGGGUGGGCAUAGCACCCCCGACUCUUCUUUACAUCAAUCGACUGAUUUGGCUUCUGUAGCUCCUGCUUCCCGAGCUGGCCUGUAUCCUGUUCUGCCCUCCGACUCACCACGACUGUGUCCUCUGCAUCAACAGGUGUUGGAUCUGUACUGCUGCGAUGAUAAAGAAGAUAUUUGUGAGGAUUGUAGCCUUCUUGGACACAAAGGUCAUCAGGUGGUCCGUGCUGAUGAAGACAGAAAAAUGAUUCCGCAAGAGUUGAUGGAGAUGAACGCUCAGGUACAGAAGAGCAUUGCUGACAGAGAGAGAAUCAUUCAGAGUCUUCCUCAAGUUUCUCAGGCCCACAAGAGCUCAAUGCAGAAGUUGAUGAUGGACAGUCAGGUGUUCUUCACCGAUGUCUUGAAGAGCAUUGAGCUCAGUCGCUCUCAGGUACUUGAGCUUCUUCAGGCUCACGAGAAUUCGUCUUGUGGCCGCAUUGAGGCCCAAACUUACAGACUACAGCAAGAGAUCGGCCAUCUACGGAAGAAACAAGAAGAGCUGCAGAAACUAGAUGCCAUUCAGGAUCCUGCUAGUUUCUUGAACCCGUCAUUCAUGGCUGUGGAUCCUGUCAUGGUGGAGAUGUGUAGUCCACAGUUGGUGAUAUCAGGGGUUAGUUCAGCUUUAGAGGCUUACAGACAAGGACUUGAUGAUCUCACCAAAUCCACUCUGGCCAGUAUCUUUAAAGUUGUGAACGAUGCAGGUGCUAUGGCACCAGUAACAAAUGAUGGAGGCGUCAUCACCAGCAACUCACAUCUGCCCUCACAAAACACAGAAAUAAAGGCAGACUCUACAAAACCUAAAGUCAAACCUUCUUCUUCUCAACCUUCACAAGAACAUCACAAGAACCAGAGCUGUGCCUCUGCAAAUCCAGUGGAUGGAUCAGCUGUCUGUUGUCUGUUUAAACCAGCACCUAAAGCCAGAGAAGAGAUGCUGAAAUUCCGCAUUGAGCCUACAUUUGAUCAAAACAGUGCCUACCGUCACAUUCGUUUGUCUAAUGCAAAUCGCAAGGCAACCCUCUGCGCAGAGAACCAGAAUUAUCCGGAGACCCCCGAGCGCUUCACGUACUGGAGACAGGUCAUGUGUGUGGAGACCCUGGCUGGAAGCCCUUACUAUUGGGAGAUGGAGUGGACAGGACAGAGGGUGACUGUUGGUGUGGCGUACCGAGACAUGGAGCGUUCUGCAGCCAAUGACAGUGCCAGACUGGGCCACAAUACGAAGUCCUGGAGUCUGUACUGGUCUGGAAAAGCUUUCUCAUUGUGGCAUGCUGGGAAGGAAACUGCACUGGAAGGUCCAAAAGCCCGACGCAUUGGGAUUUACCUGGACCAGCAGGAAGGUGUACUGGCUUUCUACAGAGUGUCCCAUAAACAAGCCCAGGAGAUAUGUUGUGUUCAUACACAUUUCGAUGGACCUCUUCUUCCCAGUUUUCGCUUCUGGUCUGGAGUCGGCUCCUCCGUCACCAUCUGUGAGCUGGAAUAAUGAUAUCUAAAUGAAGAUCUCUGGAGAACAUCUGCAUGUGUCUGAUGAAAUGAUGGGGAAUAUAAAUAUAGAGAGAUAUAAAGAAGUGUCAUUUUAUGUUGAAGUGUAUACAUAGCUAUCUGUCCAUUUCUGUCUGCCACAAUACUUAACUUCUAUAUGAAACUUAAAUAAAAUGCAAGUAUAAAGCACA
Molecule: messenger RNA, 2095 nt
Organism: Misgurnus anguillicaudatus (oriental weatherfish)
Lineage: Eukaryota; Metazoa; Chordata; Actinopteri; Cypriniformes; Cobitidae
Gene: ftr86
Product: finTRIM family, member 86
Molecular function (GO): zinc ion binding; protein binding
Source: RefSeq, a predicted model, not a curated record